Molecule: messenger RNA, 1023 nt
Organism: Desarmillaria tabescens
Lineage: Eukaryota; Fungi; Basidiomycota; Agaricomycetes; Agaricales; Physalacriaceae
Exons: 9
Coding region: 1-1023 (340 amino acids)
Source: RefSeq, a predicted model, not a curated record
AUGUCCAUCAUGGAAGCAGCAAUGAGGAAAGAAUCUUCUUCAUCUCCUGGCUCUGGUAAUGUCAUUCCAGAGGAACAAUUGUUGUUCCAUGAACUUGCUCUCGUCUCUUCACUAUUUCAUAAUCAUGCCAACAUCGUGAGCAAUGAGACCAUUCCCAAAUCCUAUGAAGAGUCUGACCCCUUGCCAUUAGGAGAACUGGUUUCAUAUCAGGUUGAAAUGCAUGGCCGGGUCAAGCUUAUCAUCAUCGAGGAAGAGGAUUUGCAGAUGCCUGAUCCAGAAGUGUACACUCGGCUUUUUACUGAACUCUAUGCUGCCUCUCAAUCCAAUAUACAUGGUCUUUACCAAAAAGAAAGUCUCGACUUGAGAGUAUAUGGUCUCCUGGCUGAUGGGGAAAGGAAUGCAUUCUUCUCUUAUGACCCUGUCAUGAAAAGGUUCCAGAUGGAUGAAAUGAUACAUAUCAUGCCAGGCUGCAAAAGAGCAUUGUGUAUCACGUUGCUCCCACAGGAGGAUCUUACUGACUUCACACUGAAUGAUUUGGGUUUAGUGGAAGAAGCCAUCCAAUACGCAAACCGAGCUACAGCACAACUCGAGUCACCCAAGAACAUAGAUGCCCUGGACCAGGGACUAGAUGAUUUGUGCAAAAGUGUAUGGGUACUUCCCCUGAGGGGAAGAACCAAAAAUUGCUGGCUUGGUCUUCACGACGACCUUGAUCAGAUGGCAGCAGAAGCUGCAUUGAGUUUUUGCUGGGAGCAAUGCCUGGAGGAGAAGCGUUGGAAGGAUGGGAGGAAUAAAACGUACGAUGUGCUUGGACAAAAAUGGUCAAAGGGUGACAGCUCGACUGGGACUUGUGUGCUGAUGUGCUCGGUAAUGGCGAGUGACAAAAGGCUAGUGAAUGGAUAUGAACACCACAACACCAAAACCCUCUACUACUCUACACUAAUCACCAGUAUUAUUGAGUUCGGGUGUUUCGAGUAUGAUAGAAGCACUCUGCAGACUUCAACAAAUCAGGGAAAGGUUGUUUAA